Molecule: messenger RNA, 808 nt
Organism: Adineta ricciae
Lineage: Eukaryota; Metazoa; Rotifera; Eurotatoria; Adinetida; Adinetidae
Source: the annotation of a GenBank genome assembly
AUUAAAAAAAAUCAGCUCAUUUGCUCAAGCCUUAAUGGAGAUAUUUAAUUUUUUUCCUUUGGUGCGUGACUUUUGGACCACCCUGUAUAUUUUAGUACCUUUCCAACAUAUAUAAUAUGAACUCCGUGUUAACUCCUCUGUCAUCGAUCACAUUUUAUUCUAGGUGACCUUUUCGCUCCCAGCUGAUUCUCUCUUUCUUUCUGGAAGUUUAUUCUACGAUAUUGUUAAGCAAUUUUGUCAGGAAGAAGCUAUGGAAUUGCUGAAAUUUCAAUUGAUUGAUACAUCAAUGAGCUUACUUGAAGUUGAUGAUGUAUUCUCAAUUUUAUAUUUCGAAUCUGACCAAACCACAAUACUCAAAGAAAGGUUAGCUUUUCCAUACAAAGAUGAAUUUGGUAACGAUUCGUUCUUCGUUAUGCCUGGAGUUCGUUUGAAGCUCAAUAAGUUUAUUCAUGCUCUUCGUCUCCUUCUUCCAUGUGAUUUUACAUCGACAAAUACGAAGUCUUUGAUAAUUUCAUCUGAUCUAGUUCAAGAAUAUCCAUUUUUGAUCGACCUUAUAUAUUGCUGCGAAUCAAACUUGUUAUCUGGUUUUCCGCUCGAUCUCAUCUCAAACAUUUCUAACUUAAGACGGGCGAAAAGCUUAUUUCAUUACAAAAACGCGGUCAAGGAUUUCGCCACAUCUCUUUACAUUAUUGGAGGAAGAAACGCAUAUGAGUUUGUUCGAAUUAAUCUGCUUGGAUCUAUACCUAGUCUACCCAGUCUUCCACCUGGAAUUGCAUCUGAAAAAAUCAGUACACGGAAAGUGAAUUAG